ACUGCCAGAGACCGAGGCAGGAAAUGUGUGUGUGCCUGUGUGUGUGAGAGACACAGAAAGAAUUUGUGUGUUAAGGGACGUGUUUGUCCUUGCAUGACUACCUUCCUCUCCACUCUCUGCCCAGACGCGUUGUGUGCCACCGCUAACCCACUCUUCAAGUAUGCUCCCCUUCCAGGCAGCGCCAGGUCAGUUUGGGCCCGAGGUACGGGAGCCGGGCCUCCGAGUGUGGAGGGUGGAGAAGAUGAAGGCGGUGCUGCUGGACCCCUCCGAGGUGGGAGCCUUUUAUAACGGGGACUCCUAUCUGGUGCUGGAGAACCGUGGUGAACAGGGAACUGAUCUCCACAUGUGGAUAGGUGAGAAGUCGUCUCGGGACGAGCAGGUGGCGUGCGCCAUGCUGGCCACCACGCUGGAUAACUUCCUGGGCGGUGAACCCAUUCAGCACAGGGAGGUCCAGGGCUACGAGUCCUCGGAAUUCAUGAAUCUCUUCCCUAGAGGGGUCAGCUACAAGGUGGGCGGAGUGGAGUCAGGCUUCAGGAGGCCUCAGGGCCCCGGGCCGGUGCAGAGGUUGUACCAAAUCAAAGGGAAACGCAACAUCCGUGCCAAGGAGGUGGAGCUGUCCUGGAGCAGCUUCAACAAAGGAGACUGCUUCAUCCUUGACCUUGGAGAGAUCAUCGUGUCGUGGAUUGGAUCAAAGGCAAACAUCUUUGAGAAGCAGAAGGUGCGUGAGAUCGCCUCUCUGAUCCGUGACACGGACAGACACGGCAAAGCCCGAAUUGUGGACUGCACUGAGGGGGAAGAACCAGAGGAGAUGCUCAAGGUCUUGGGAACGAUGCCUGAGCUAGCAGAGAGCACAGAAGAGGACACCAAAGCAGACGCUUCCAACUCUGCCUCCCUCUACAAGGUGUCUGAUGCGACAGGUUCCAUGACGAUGACCAAAGUGUCCGAGAAGAGCCCGUUUGCCAAGGAUCUGCUGGUUCGUGACGACUGCUUCAUUCUGGACAACGGCGCCAACGGAAAGAUCUUCAUCUGGAAAGGUAACGGAGCAAAUGCCGAUGAGAAGCGGGUGGCCCUACAGAUGGCGGAUAGCUUCAUCGAACAAAUGAAUUACCCCAGGAUGAAAACACAGGUGGAGAUACUGCCACAGGGGAAGGAGACCAUCAUCUUCAAGCAGUUCUUCAAGAACUGGAACUGAAACAUUUCAAGGGAACAUCUGACAAACCCUGCACAUGACAAGAAGCUGUAAAUCUGAGACAGCGUCUGUUACAAAAUACAUUUUUUAUAUGCAUCAACUUGUAUGUACAUAUUUGUAAGGUACCACGCUGACAGAGCACACUGUUUGGACUUGAUAGACUAAGAGAUGUGAUGCCACUUUUAUAAAUGCACACAAGUUUCUUCUGUUGAGAUUAUAAAGACUAUAAAGUUAAAGAGUUUGGAUUGGGUUUUUUUUACAUUUGUUCUAGUGUCACAGAUUUGCCUGCAUUUGAAGAAUAAAUCUGAAACUGCCUGCUAC
Messenger RNA from Epinephelus moara (kelp grouper), 1510 nucleotides. RefSeq names its product capping protein (actin filament), gelsolin-like b (gene capgb). The transcript has 9 exons. The record is from RefSeq and is a predicted model, not a curated record. Gene Ontology annotation, biological process: barbed-end actin filament capping; actin polymerization or depolymerization; actin filament severing. Lineage: Eukaryota; Metazoa; Chordata; Actinopteri; Perciformes; Serranidae. Gene Ontology annotation, cellular component: actin cytoskeleton; cytoplasm. Bases 161 to 1192 code for a protein of 343 amino acids. Gene Ontology annotation, molecular function: actin filament binding; phosphatidylinositol-4,5-bisphosphate binding.